AUGGCUUUCGCCUGCUACUCUCUCUUCCUCAUUUUGUGCUUCAUAGUUUAUGUUGCCCCUUCUUUUGGAUCCACUAUUGCAGAUGAGCCAUUGCCUCCACACCUUCCUCUUGGAGGUGCAGAUUGUGUCAAUCCCCUCUACGACAUGAAAUCGAAGUGUUCGGGCUACAUUACGAAGAACUACACCAUGACGGUACGCACAGACUUCUGCUGCAACACGCUAUGA
Linum trigynum is the source of this 225-nucleotide messenger RNA. NCBI's taxonomy places the organism in Eukaryota, Viridiplantae, Streptophyta, Magnoliopsida, Malpighiales, Linaceae. The record is from the annotation of a GenBank genome assembly.